UCUCUACUCUCUAAAGCGUGCUAUAGGUAGUACCUGGUAGUUCUGUCGUUCUAUAUUCCGAUCUCGAGGAGUUUUUCGAAUCACCGAGAGACGAAAAAAUGGUUGGCUCGGUUGUCCGACCUUCUCUGCUACGUGGCUCCACGGUUAGACAUUAUGCGGCUGCAGCAGCUGCACAGGCUUGUGCAUCUGCAACUCCCGAGAUCAAAGUUUUGACUAAUAAAGUGACCGUGGCCACAUGUGACAGUAACUCUCCAGUUGCACAAGUAUCCAUCGUCUUCAGAGCUGGCUCACGAAAUGAAACGCACGAUACACAAGGCACAGCUCAUUAUUUAAGGAUAUGUGCUGGGCUGAGCACGUCCAAUGCAAGUGCUUUUGCCAUAACGAGGAACAUACAACAGCUCGGUGGAAAUUUAGUAACCACCCAAGACCGUGAAACUAUAGCAUACACAUUACAAAUCACCAGGAACAACUUGGUAGAAGCUCUCAAGUAUCUGGAGAGUGCUGCUACCAAACAAGUGUUCAAACCGUGGGAGGUAUCUGAUGAACUGCCCAGACUGAAAUAUGAAUUAGCCACUUUGCCAGAUACAGCUGUGGUAAUUGAUCUGUUGCACAAAGCAGCUUUUCGUAAUAGUGGGCUUGGAAAUUCUCUUUUUUGCUCACCGCAUCAAGUAGGCAAAAUAAACUCAGAGACUCUGCAACACUUUGUCAAUUCUUGGUGUACUGCACCGAGAUGCGCAGUCGUUGGCACCGGUGUCGCGCUUUCAGAACUCGCUGCUCUAGGAUCCAAUUUGACCAUUGGCUCUGGAGAUAAUGCGAACGAAAAAGCGAAGUAUUCUGGUGGAGAAGUACGUAAUGAGACCGGUGCACCUCUGACUCAAGUGGCAUUGGCCGUCGAAGGUGUCAGCUUGAAAAGCGACAAAGAUGUCUUAGCGUGUGCAGUACUUCAGAGAGCGUCCGGUUGCGGACCCAGAGUAAAAUGGGGAUCUACUGUCAGUCCGCUGAAUAAGCAAGUCGCGAGUGCUGCAGGCUCAGAACUAUUCGGUGUGUCAACGUUCAAUGCGAGCUACUCCGAUUCUGGACUUUUCGGAGUCGUCUUGUGUUCACCACCGAACGUAGCAGGAUCUUUGACAAAAGCAGCUGCCAAAUGGUUGAAGUCCUUGAACGUAUUGGAAAGCGACGUCGCUCGCGGUAAGAAUAUCUUAAAAACGGAGGUUUUGGACGCAGCGGACAAUUCUACUUCCUUGUUGGAAAGUCUACAACAGCAAGCUCUGCUCAAAGGACAAAUUACCUCACCGACAGCGUUAGUCAACGCCAUUGACAAAGUUACUGCGGCCGACAUAAAAGCUGUGGCUGAUAAACUAGCCAAAGGGAAUCUGUCUCUGGCCGCUACCGGAAAUUUGAAAACUAUACCGUACGUCGAUGAAUUAAAAUAGAUUUCACGUUUCUUUCGAGUAGCGAAAUAUCGAAAUUACACUCUCUUCCAUAUUGCGAAGAUAGAGAUCAGAGGCCCGUAUCAUUGCGAUCUAUUUAAUAUUUGUUAAGCAUUUCAUUGCAGUGAAUGUAACUUUGUAGAUACGAAUAACUAAUAAAACUUCUUUCGACUUAAA
Molecule: messenger RNA, 1607 nt
Organism: Ceratina calcarata
Lineage: Eukaryota; Metazoa; Arthropoda; Insecta; Hymenoptera; Apidae
Gene: UQCR-C2
Product: Ubiquinol-cytochrome c reductase core protein 2
Exons: 7
Coding region: 99-1433 (444 amino acids)
Cellular component (GO): mitochondrion
Molecular function (GO): metal ion binding
Source: RefSeq, a predicted model, not a curated record